AUGUCUGCUCAUGGUAAAUCCCUGAAAACCAUUGAGGAAGUGGCUCUUCAGAUCCUCUUGCUUUGCCAGUUUGUGGUUGGAAGUUUGGCCAAUGUCUUUCUGUUUUUUUAUAAUUUUUCUCCAGUCUUGACUGGUUUUCAACGGAGGCCCAGGCAGGUGAUUUUAAGCCAUAUAGCUGUGGCCAAUGCCUUGAUUCUUGUCAUCACUAUAUUUCCAAACAACAUGAUGGCUUUUGCUCCAAGAAGUCCUCAAACCGACCUCAAAUGUAAAUUAGAGUUCUUCAUUCGCAUGGUGGCAAGAAGCACAAACUUAUGUUCAACCUGUGUUCUGAGUAUCCAUCAGUUUGUCACCCUUGUUCCUGUGAAAAGAGGAAAACUUAUACUCAGAGCAAGUAUCCCAAAUUUAGCUAGUUAUUCUUGUUACAGUUGUUGGUUCUUCAGUGUCUUAAAUAACAUCUACAUUCCAAUUAAGAUCACUGGUCCGCAGAAAAUAGACAAUAACAAUGACUCUAAAAGCAAGUUGUUCUGUUCAACUUCUGGAUUCAAUUUAGGCAUUGUCUUCUUGCGUUUUGCCCAUGAUGCCACAUUUGUAAGCAUCAUGGUCUGGACCAGUGUCUCUAUGGUGCUUCUCCUCCACAGACAUCGCCAGCGAAUGCAGCACAUCCACACUCCCAAUCAGAACCCCAGAGGCCAAGCUGAGACCAGAGCAACCCACACUAUCCUGAUGCUGGUGGUCACAUUUGUCAGCUUUUAUCUUCUAAAUUUUAUUUGUAUCACCUUUCAAACCUUUUUAAUAUAUUCUCAUCAAUUCCUGAGGCAUUGCAGUGAAAUUUUGGUUGCAGGUUUUCCCACUGUUUCUCCUUUACUAUUGAUCUUCAGAGAACCUAAUCAUCCUUGUUCUUUAUGCUUCAACUGUUAA
Molecule: messenger RNA, 918 nt
Organism: Apodemus sylvaticus (European woodmouse)
Lineage: Eukaryota; Metazoa; Chordata; Mammalia; Rodentia; Muridae
Product: vomeronasal type-1 receptor 4-like
Exons: 1
Coding region: 1-918 (305 amino acids)
Biological process (GO): G protein-coupled receptor signaling pathway
Cellular component (GO): membrane
Molecular function (GO): pheromone receptor activity
Source: RefSeq, a predicted model, not a curated record